This is a messenger RNA of Crotalus tigris (Tiger rattlesnake), 1943 nucleotides long. Its product is annotated as olfactory receptor 1L4-like. The record is from RefSeq and is a predicted model, not a curated record. The transcript has 2 exons. Gene Ontology annotation, cellular component: membrane. Gene Ontology annotation, biological process: G protein-coupled receptor signaling pathway. The coding region runs from base 187 to 1134 and encodes 315 amino acids. Gene Ontology annotation, molecular function: olfactory receptor activity; G protein-coupled receptor activity. Lineage: Eukaryota; Metazoa; Chordata; Lepidosauria; Squamata; Viperidae.
UUUGAGAGAGGAAAUGCUCCCCCAUGAAACCUGUACCCUUGUUCAAAACUGAAAAAGUUGUAAAGAAUCUCUUCACCAAAAAAGAAACGGGACCUCAGUGGAGACAUCAAAGCUUUUUGCCAGAGGUGAAGUACCAACCUGAUAUGUAAAUACAAAUAUGCAAAAAUCUGUAUUUUCAGCUGACCUAUGGAAAAGAAUCAGGAGAACCAAACCAACUUUGUUGGAUUCAUCCUCCUGGGUUUUUCUUCCUCUCCAGAGUUUCAAGGACUACUUUUUCCUGUUUUCCUUUGUAUGUACUUGCUUUGUCUGCUGGGAAACCUCAUGAUAAUCCUGCUGAUCCUCUCCAGUGCCAGCCUCCUCCAUGCUCCCAUGUAUUUUUUCCUCUGUCACCUGUCAUUGGCUGAUCUCGGAUUGAGCUCCACUAUUGUACCCCAAAUGCUGCAGAGCCUGCUGUCCCACACAAACUUCAUAUCCUUUAGUGGUUGCCUGACACAGAUGUAUUUCUUUGUGAGCUUCUGUGCAGCAGAUAACUUUCUCCUGGCCUCCAUGGCAUAUGACCGCUACGUAGCCAUUUGUCGUCCAUUGCAUUAUGCAACAAUCAUGAGCUACAGGCGUUGCAUACAGCUGGCUGCUGCAUCUUGGCUCCUGGCUUAUGCCCACUCCCUACUGUAUGUCCUUUCAAUGUGUAAUUUUAAGUUUUGUGCUUCCCGAGAGAUUCCCCAUUUCUUCUGUGACCUCCAUCCUUUGCUGAAGCUCUCCUGCUCUGACACCUCAUCUGUUGAAAUGCUGCUUGUUACUGAAGGCACUGCAUUUCUUCUUGGACCCCUUUUGCUGGUUAUUUUUUCCUACCUUUUCAUUGUAUUCAAAGUUUUGAAAAUACCCUCAGGCCUCAGGAAAUACAAGGCCUUCUCCACCUGCAUCUCCCAUCUUACUACGGUUGCUUUGUUUUACGGGGCCCUGUUAGGCAUCUACAUCCGCCCGUCCUCCACUUAUGCUGGGUCAAAAUUGAAAAUUGCAUCCAUAUUAUACACAGUGGUGACUCCCAUGCUCAAUCCUUUCAUAUACAGCCUGCGGAACAGUACAAUGCACGAGGCUAUGAAAAGAAUAUUAAGAGGCUGGUUUCAGAAGAGAUGACCUGUAAUGAAACUGAAGCUGCCGCAAAAGAAAUUGCAAAUCAACUGGAAAACCAGUAAGCAUGGCACUCAGACAAAAUAUGAGAUUUUUUUUAUGGAACCUUUGUUUUUCCAGAUUGAAAAUAAAAGCCCUAUCUUUUUUUUCCCUUCCAAUAAAAACAGGGCAAGUUUCUCUAAGAAGGCCAACUGAUGGUUGUAAACUUCAUAUAUUAUGUCUUUCAUUUUGAAAUGUAAAAGUGAAUUCUUACGGUGACUCUGCAAGAUGAUGUUUUUAUGCUAUAUUGUUACUAUAAUAAAGGACACUAUUGGCUCUGAAGAUUAUCCCAUAAAUCUUUAGUCUUAUGUUGGUAAUCUCAGUAUAUCUUGUAUAAUCUUUAAAUUUCCUGAAUUUCCAGAAUAUUCACAUUUUACAUUUUGGCUUUCAAUGUUCGUGUUUGAAUGAAAUAAUAAGCAUGAAUUACUUAAUAGCAUGGGAUUAUACCUUUGCCAAUAUGAAUUUAUUUUAUCAAUAUGAAUCUAUGUUUUUACUCUGCUGUGAAGCAAAUUUUCUUUUGCACGCUUAUGAGAAAUGAAUCUUCAUAUCAUGAAAAUAUGGGUCCCAUGAAGACAGAUCUCCAUCAAGUCCUGGGAAUGCUUUCCUCCAGACUUCCUGCCUCUCUUUAAAUCUUUUUAAACUCCUUCACAGUCUUCCAGCUCUGGCUGCCAAUGACACAUUCUCAUCAAAUGGUUAUCGCCUCUGAAAGGAGGCCUUGCUACACUUUGUGAUGUGUUCUGCUAGGUGUCAAUAAAUGCUUUUACUUCUUCCAUUCA